Messenger RNA from Aspergillus clavatus NRRL 1, 1359 nucleotides. Its product is annotated as phosphoesterase superfamily protein. The coding region runs from base 1 to 1359 and encodes 452 amino acids. The record is from RefSeq and is a predicted model, not a curated record. Gene Ontology annotation, molecular function: hydrolase activity, acting on ester bonds. Gene Ontology annotation, biological process: phospholipid catabolic process. Lineage: Eukaryota; Fungi; Ascomycota; Eurotiomycetes; Eurotiales; Aspergillaceae. The transcript has 2 exons.
AUGCAUCCCAGUGCGUUAUUGGGUCUUUUGGCCUUCGCAUCCGCGGUUUCGGCCGUGCCUGCACCGCCGCCGCACGCCCACUCACAGCCGGCGAUCGAUAACCUCAAAUCCAAGAUCAAGAACGUGGUCAUCCUGGUCAUGGAGAAUCGUUCGUUCGACAAUCUCCUGGGUGGCCAGAAGCACAAAGGCCUCGAAAACCCCAUUAACAGCGGCCCGUACUGCAAUCCCUUCAACCUCACCGACCCUUCUCAGGGAGUGGGUUGCGCCGAACCCAAGAGCUUUGACUCGAUCACCAACGAUCCAGACCAUGCCAUCUAUGGCAACAACAUCGAGUUCUUCGGCACCUUCAACCCGGACAACAACUUGAUUGCCCAGGGAAAGCUCGUCGCUCACAAUCAGGGCUUUCUCCACGAGCAUGUCCGCAAGUACGGCUCCAAGGUCAACAAGACCAUCCUGUCUGCCCAGGUGAUGAACUACUACACGGAGAAGCAAGUCCCCGUCCUCACCUCGCUGGUGAAAAACUACCUGACCUUUAACCACUGGCACUCGGAUAUCCCUGGCAACACCGACCCCAACCGUGCCGCGCUGGUCUCUGGAACCUCGCUCGGCCACGGCCUCAACGAUGCCGCCUUCAGCAAGCACGAGUUCCCCCAGCGCUCCAUCUUCCAGCAGCUGACCGAGACCGGCCAUUCGUGGAUCAACUAUGUGGACCCGGCCGGCGGCACCGGCCCCGACGCCGGCUACUUCAGCUGGACCUAUGCCACCAAGAACGAGGACAAGAUCCAGCCCCUGGCCAAGUUCUACACCGAUGCCAAGGCUGGUGCCCUGCCCGAAUUCACAUACAUCAACCCUUCCUGCUGUGGAGUGGGCACAAAGUCAAUGCACCCGGCCGGCCUGAUCUCCGACGGCGAAGCCCUCAUCAAGUCGGUGUAUGAUGCGCUUCGUGCGGGUCCCCAGUGGCACGACACCCUCUUCAUCCUGACCUUCGACGAGAGCGGUGGGUUCCACGACCAUGUCCCCGCCCCUCUGGCCCCCCGCCCGGACAACCAGACCUUUACCCUUAGCACGCCCAGUGGCCAGGACUACACUUUCCCCUUUGAUCGCCUUGGGGGUCGGAUUCCGACUCUGUUGAUCUCCCCCUGGGUCAAGAAGGGACGGGUCGAGCAGAAGGGUACCAACGCCCGCCGCGAGACCGUCUCCUACUCGGCCACGUCGAUUCUGCGCACGCUGGGUUAUCUCUGGGACUUUGAGCCGUUCAACGCGCGGGUGGAACAUGCCCCGUCUUUUGAGCAUUUGAUCGAGCGCAAGGCGCGUGACCAUACGCCUUCUGCCAUGCCAUCCCCGGUGCCGUUCAAAUAG